UGAGUCAGUCAGGGGGAGUAGAGUCUAAGUGUUGAGGAGUGGAACCGUUGUUCGGUUGUGCACCAGACACCAUGGUUGACACCCGUAGUGGGAAGAGUACUGCCCCCUAUGCCCAAGCUCAAGAGGAGCAAGCCGCCACUACACUGAGAGAGAGAAGGGAGAAGAAGGAGCUCAUCAAGCAAGCGAAGUUGAAGGCGAUAGCGGAGGAGCAGGCGGCGAAGAAGACGAAGUUGGAAGAAGAAAUGAUGAGAUUACAGAAGGAGAAGAUGUUGAAGUUACAGCAGGAGGAGGAAGAGAAGAGGAAGGCUGCCGAAGAAGAAGCAGCAGCAGAGGAGGAGGAGGUAGAAGAAGAACCCCUUGAAAGGAGGCAUGGGGGAGAUAGAGGAGAGACAAGUGGCAUGAAGGGGGAAGACGCAUGGAUGGAGAAGAAAAUUAGCGAGUGGGUAGCUAACUUAUCGUUGGGAGAGGAUGAGGAGGCACUGUUGUACGUGCCACAGGAGGAGAGAGAAGCAUUUGCCAAGGAAUUAGAAGCAAAGGAGGACCCCCUGGAACGCCCGACCGCGGAAGAUGAGAAGCGCUUGGAGUGGAAGUUACGGCUGGCAAGAGAGAAGAAGAGAAGGAGGGAAGAGGCCAACCGGGUGGCCAAAGAGGUGGAAAAGAUCCGCGCAUGCAGACAAGAGGUGCAGGCACAAAUAAAGACCCCCGCGAAAUUAGAUAAGAUUUUGGGGUAUCUUGAGGUCCUGAGCGAGGCUUGGCUUGAGGAACACCAAGCCAAUAAGGGUCAAGAUGUGACCCUUCAUGCCAUCCGGUCCGGUUUUAGAGAGCGCGACGUGGUAACCCACGUCGGGACCAAGGUCAAAAGGUUGAAGGAAGGCGCAAAGAAGUUCUGCGCAGGCGCCGUUGAAGGUGCCAAAGUAGUGGCCAAGGCAGAGGCCGUGUCGCGUCCCCGCAAGGAGCCUGUAAAGCUCAAAUUCCCUGAUUCGCAUAGCGGGAAAAAGGACGAUAGUUUCGAUAACUGAGAGGCUAGCACCAAGACAUAUGUUUAUUUGCAGCAUAUCGCUCCCGAGGAACAAGUCCUCGUAGCCUUCCAUGGAU
Messenger RNA from Chara braunii, 1095 nucleotides. NCBI's taxonomy places the organism in Eukaryota, Viridiplantae, Streptophyta, Charophyceae, Charales, Characeae. The record is from the annotation of a GenBank genome assembly.